AUGCGUCAAUCCAGUGCCAUUGCGGAUGACAUCCCAAUCCCUCUGCCCGUCACCUACACCCCCGCAACGCACCGCAUCAGCAAGGCUAAAAAAGGGAAACGUGUCCAUGCUUGCCAGCAUCCUGGCUGUAAUAAAGUUUUCACCAGAGCUGAACAUCGGAGGCGACAUGAGGUUAACCAUAAUCCCGAUGCUUGGUAUCGAUGCGGCUAUCCCGGCUGUAAGAAGUCGUUUCGUAGACGUGAUUUGUUUACACGCCAUACGGAAAAGCAUGAAUCCGAGUCUCAGAUGGAGAAGAAUAAUGCUGGUCAAUGGAAAACCCAGCACCAGGUCCCACUAGGUUCUUCUGAGGAAAGUGGCGACUCAAAACGUGUCCCUCUCGACCCCAAUGCCGGGCCGUUUUUUCAGACUGUCAGUUCGGCGCCUAUGGGUCCCAUUAUCGCGUCGGAAAUCCACCCGAAUCUUGCCCAUGGCUGUUCUCCCAUGUGGAAUCAUGACCCAAUCACCGCCGAUGUGGGACGGGCCCCCGAGUUCAUGCUGAAAUCCGGUCUUCCACUGCAGUCGGAUUUCCGUUGCUGGGCCAUGUGUGGUGGAGACUUGCUGGAAUCCAAUACCACACCCGUUUCCCUUGACGGGGAUAUCAUUAACCCUACCCUUCAUUGCCAGUAUCCAUCGUCAAUCUGGACCGGCAUGGGCAAUCCAGUCUACGACGAGAGCUUAUUCCCCUCGUCCCGAGUAUUCCAGACAACCAUGGGGUGGGAGCAAUGGACCCCUUGA
Molecule: messenger RNA, 774 nt
Organism: Monascus purpureus
Lineage: Eukaryota; Fungi; Ascomycota; Eurotiomycetes; Eurotiales; Aspergillaceae
Source: the annotation of a GenBank genome assembly